AUGGUAGAUACAUCUUCUGUCACUACAAUCGUGUCGGCAAUUGAUUUAGUUAUCGUGAAAUGUACAGUCAACAUGUUUAUCUUUUUUCUUGCAGCGGUUUAUGUUCCCUCUAAUAUAUCUACUUCUGACUUUGAACUCUUCCUGGAACGGCUUGAACCUCUACUAUUAGGGAAACCCGUCAUUCUUUUACCACUCUUGAGGGAAGAUUUAUAUCAUCCAGCCCUUGGAAUUACCGCUGAAUUUGUGUUGUCCUCUAAGCGCCCGCAAUUUCCAUCACUUGGCGCUAAAUGCUACAAUUUUAAAAAAGCUAACUUUGUUAAUCUUUAUAAUGAUAUUUUUGAAACUGAGUGGUCAUCUUUGUCAGCAUAUAGUGAUGUAAAUGCUGCUGUAACUGAGUUCUAUAGAAUAUUUUACAAUAUACUUGACCCUUCUGUUCCCCUGUACUCGCUUAAAAAGUCUAGCUACACAGUGUGGUUUAAUAAACAGAUAAUUAAAACUUUAAAAAUGAAGAAUUAUUACAGAAAGAAGUGGAAGAAGACGUCCAGUGCAUUCUAUCACAUUGAAUUCAAAAGGCUUAGGGCAUUGGCAAAACAAUUAAUCAGGUUAGGUCAUGAUAAUUAUCUUAGAGAAAUUGAACAGUCUAUACAUUCUACACCCAAAAAUUUAUGGAAAUACGUGCGGUCCAAGAAAGGUACAACUCGUAUUCCUGGCAAAAUCACCUAUAAUGGAAAUGUCUCAGAUGAUCCCCAGAAAAUUGUGGAUAUGUUUGCCGAAAAAUUUUCAAAUGUGUAUCUUUCUGGUGCAAACACUGGCAUUCCCGACAUCAUUACAAAUAAAUUAUCUUUUAGUAUGCAGCCUGUUACGGAGGAACAGUUAGUAGAAGUUAUCAUUUUCUUGUUCGGGAUGCUAUGUGCUAGAAUCACACCAAUUUUCAAAAAGGGAGAUAAGUCAGAUGUUAAUAAUAAUUACAGACCCAUUUCAAUUCUUUCUAACUUUGCCAAAGUAUUCGAGUUAGUCAUUUAUAGAAACAUCUUGUGCAAUGUUGACGUCAUUUACACCGAUUUCUCCAGUGCUUUUGAUAGCAUCAAUCACAGUAUUUUAUUGCAAAAGCUUAGUGCAUUCGGAUUUACGUCUAGCUUUUUAAAACUCAUAGCGUCUUACCUCAUUAAUAGAAUCAAUUUUGUUUUUUACAAUGGUUUCACGUCGUUUAGUUAUGUUGGAUACUCUGGGGUACCUCAAGGUUCUAAUUUGGGUCCGCUACUAUUUACAUUGUUUAUCAAUGAUUUGCUUGCGUCUAUGAAGUGUAAAAUACUAGCUUAUGCUGAUGACAUAAAACUAUAUGCCUCUAUCAACAGUGAAUCUGAUUAUAUUAAUUUUCAAGCUCAAUUAAAUCUGUUUAUUGAUGGCUGUCAGUUUUUGCAAUUAAGACUAAAUCCUGAUAAGUGUUUCUAUCUGACUUAUACAAAAAAAAGAGAAAUUGUUAAAGAUCUUGGUGUUACCUUUGAUCCGCAGUUAUCUUUUAUUGAGCACAUCAGUGACAUAUGUUUAACUUCUUCCAAGAUGUUGGGAUUUAUAUACCGAACAACUAUUAGCUUUAUGAACCCUUGUUUCAUUAAAACUUUAUAUUUUGCAUUUCUAGUCAGUAAAUUGGAGUAUGCUUCUAUUCUGAAGGAACAAAUUACACAAAUAAAAAUAACGAAAAAGUCGACGGGAGUAAUCAGCCAAUUAACAUCGAUAGUAGCGGUGAACAAGAGUUAUUUGACGGGAAUGGGAGAGAAGCAAAUGAAAUAA
This is a messenger RNA of Zophobas morio, 1791 nucleotides long. RefSeq lists its product as uncharacterized. Bases 1 to 1791 code for a protein of 596 amino acids. The record is from RefSeq and is a predicted model, not a curated record. The transcript has 6 exons. NCBI's taxonomy places the organism in Eukaryota, Metazoa, Arthropoda, Insecta, Coleoptera, Tenebrionidae.